GAUCAAGGGAUGGAUGCACGAUGCUGAAUGCUAUCUCGUGUGUGAAAUUCAGGAUAUCGAUUAUGUAUUUUUAACUUGCCCCUUUUCCCCGUAUAUGUUAUGAGCUAACAGAAAUUUGUUAGUUUUUGCCAACACCCAACAGGUCGUUUUGAACAAUUUUGACGAAAGUAGUGAAGAAAUGUUCGUACGCAAGACGUUGUUCUAGUGAAAUUUACGUGCGCUUUUGUGGUGUUUUGGAUCAACUUGAUGGAAUAGCAGGAAAUCGAAAAAUUACAAAUGUUAUCAGGAAUUAAUAGUAAUAUGACAGACAGAUGGAGAAACGUCAAACGCCGGGUAGCUAAGUCGGAAAGCUUUAGUAAUUUGUCUUAAGUUGCAAGAAUGUCGUCGGACUCGAAGGUGGACUCGACAAGAAGGAGAGCAGCAGAGGAGUCAGAAUAGGAAAGACACUCUCUGCUAGAGGAACAGGAACGGAAAGCAAGGAUAACUCAUCGCCGUCGUCAACAUUUUUGGACUGGAUGAAGAUGUCUUUUAUUAAUGGCUGUUGCCAGAAACUAUAACUUCGCCAUCACUCGGUAUCUUCGAAACUAUGGCGCUUUGGACCAAGAAGGGUAGAAACCGAUCUGCGUACACGGAGGUAUUAGAUAAACUGAAGCGGGAGUUCUAUCAAAGAUGGGAUAAGAAAACUUUAUCUUCCAGUCAAGGUCUAGAGGAAUUUACCAAAAUCAAGACGCUGGGUACCGGAUCUUUUGGGAGAGUGAUGCUUGUGAAACACAAAGAUAGUGACAACUUCUACGCCAUGAAAUGCAUAGAGAAAGUACGUAUUAUAAAGUUGAAGCAAGUAGACCACACGCUCUAUGAAAAGAAGAUAUUAGAAGCUAUAAGGUUCCCGUUCAUUAUAUCUUUGGAAUGGAGCUUCAAAGAUAACAGCUAUCUAUACUUUGUGAUGCCGUUCAUAAAUGGUGGAGAAAUGUUUACGCAUCUGAGACGGAUGCGUAAAUUCAAUGAGGUACUGGCUAGAUUCUAUGCUUCACAAGUGCUUCUCGCCUUAGAAUUUCUACAUUUCUGUGACAUUCUCUACAGAGACCUGAAACCCGAAAACAUUUUGAUAGAUUCGAAAGGUUACGUUAAAAUAGCUGAUUUAGGAUUCUGCAAGAUCGUAAAAGGUAGGAACCUGGACGCUCUGCGGCACCCCGAGUACAUAGCGCCCGAGAUAAUCUUAAGCAAGGGUACGGCAAAGCGGUCGACUACUGGUCAUUCGGGGUACUACUCUUCGAAAUGAGCGCAGGUUACCCUCCUUUCACAAGCUCAGACCCCAUGAAGGUCUACGAGAGGAUAAUCGCCUGCAAGUACAAAUGUCCGGGGAGUUUCUCGAGUGAGCUGACGGAUAUUAUCAAGAAUUUGUUACAGCUGGAUUGAGUAGAAGAUUCGGCAAUUUAAGGAGUGGCGUACAAGAUAUAAAAACCACCGUUGGUUCAGAGACGUAGAGUGGUUAGCUCUAUAUAAUAGGCAGGUGGAACCACCAUUCAGACCUGCAAUCAAAUCGAUGGGCGACACCAGCAACUUCGAUCCCUUCGACGAGGAGAAGAUGCGUGUCAGCGUCCAUGAUCUAUACAAAGAAGAGUUUGAAAAGUUCUAAGGAAAACAGCUUGUUGCAACUGGUGUUCUGUUCAAAGUACUCAGUGGUCGUGAUGUUUAAGAGAAUUGAUGUGUCAUUUUUAUAUGUGUUUAUGUCACCGUUUUCUAUUAUUUAAUUAUAAAUUAAGGAUCUAAUAUGUGUUUGUGUUCGCUAUAAUGUUUUGUCAUCUCAAGCAACACUAUUUGUCUAGUCAUUCGUCGACAGAUUCGGCAUCCAGGCUACAAUAAUAAGAGAUGAUCGAUAUUGUUAUUUUUGAAUAUGUGUGAUAUCUGAUAUCGGUAUUUUUUGAUACCAUGACGUGAUUACCACUUUCGAAUAACUAUAAGAUUAUGGGUAUACAUACUGAUGUCCAAAGUACGGCGAUGAAAUCGCAAACAGCCAACUAACAAAGCCUAUGAGGCACGAUUUCACUUGCAGGCCACAAUACUCUCACGAUGGUAUACGAUUUUCGACUAUGGAGUAUGGACUAAUUGUAUAUGGGCCCGUUUGCCUGACUUGACCCAUUUACUUAUUUCUUUGUUAUACAAGGAACAAACUUGGGCCGAACAUAAACUAAUGGCAGCUUUGCAUAGGAAGUGCAGA
Messenger RNA from Acanthoscelides obtectus, 2218 nucleotides. Lineage: Eukaryota; Metazoa; Arthropoda; Insecta; Coleoptera; Chrysomelidae. The record is from the annotation of a GenBank genome assembly.